Sesamum indicum (sesame) is the source of this 1907-nucleotide messenger RNA. Its product is annotated as protein NRT1/ PTR FAMILY 5.7-like. The record is from RefSeq and is a predicted model, not a curated record. Gene Ontology annotation, biological process: transmembrane transport. Gene Ontology annotation, cellular component: membrane. Gene Ontology annotation, molecular function: transmembrane transporter activity. NCBI's taxonomy places the organism in Eukaryota, Viridiplantae, Streptophyta, Magnoliopsida, Lamiales, Pedaliaceae.
AGAGUAAUCCGCAUCAGAUAAUUUCUCUUCAAAAUAAGCUGUACGCAGGAAAGAUCACUACUACUAACAGUUCUCACUGCAAUGGAAAAUUGAUUGGAGAAUAUGGUUCACAUAAGAAUGGAGAAAAUCCGUGCAACACUGCUAGAACUGCAAGCAGUUGUAGGCAGGUGCUUCAAGUACUACAUUGUUUGGAACAAGGCUGUUCCUUUCAUCUCAGGUUUGGUGUUUGUUCAUGCUUGGGUUGAGUAUGCGUUGAUUCUGGUCCUGAUCACGCAUCUGACCGACGAGUUCUUGCAUUUGCCGAAAGCUGCUUUGGUUGUGAAUUUGCAAGAUGGGGUAACAGCGAUUCUAGGUCUGGUUGUUGCUUAUGUGUCCGAUGCUUAUCUGGGUCCAUUUCUAGCAGUAGUCUGCUCAACUGUUGCUUAUAUCAUUGGAUUAACACUGUUGUUUCUCGGGGCGUGGCAUCUAAAAAGUAUUGAGCUACAAUUACUGUACGUGGCAUUGAUACUGGUAGCUUUAGGCCGAGCGGGCCUUGAUAUCCCACUCAAGGAGUUUCUUGCCUAUCAAUUUAGAGAAGAGGGGUCAUAUGCAGACGAGGAACAAUUAGAGAGUCGUAGAAAGAUAUGGUGGCGUCCGGCUUAUAUUUUAGGUAUCUGUGCAUCUGUUUAUGUGUUUGCAAAUGCUGAAUGGAUCCAGCUCUCAAAGAUAGCAGCAAUUGCUAUGGGGGUAGCCUUUGUGUUAUUCGUAGGAGGCGCAGCAUUUAAGUAUAAGUACAAGCCACCUGCUAAGGAAAGCAUGCUAAACAACAUGCUGCAAAUCCUGCGUGCAGCAGUAUCGAAGAGACAUCUUAGGAAUAGUACUCCUUCCAGAAAUGUCAUUCCAAUACUAAGGUGGUUAGAUGCAGCUUCGGUUGAGGAACCUUCACCUAGUCGGGCAGAACAAAUGAGGCUAGGAAGACUUUGGAGUCCUGAAGAUGUACAGAAAGUGAAGAUUCUGCUCUCUAUGGUCCCUCUGUGGACAACGUUACUCGGUUAUGGUCUACUGCAGGCCACAGGAAGCACUUUCUUUUAUGAACAAGUCGGUUGCAUGGACAGUCGUCUGGGUCAAAUUUCGGAAGUUCCCAUACUUAUUUUUGUGAUAGUGCAGAGUUCAACUAGGUUCAUAGUCUCGCGUCUUUGUGAUUUACUAUUUCCGUCUUAUUGGAGUCAGAAAGUUCCAGGGCAAGUUAUGCUUACAAGGAUUGGAGCUGGAAUGGCAAUUUCACCAGUAUGCUGCAUAGUUGCUUGGAGGAUCGAGACGUACAGGCUGCAGAAGUAUGUCAGCCACGAAGUUUCUGUCACUGUUUUCUGGCUAAUCCCACAGUUCUUCUUACUGGGAUUCGUGGAAGGGCUAGUGUUUGAUGGGAUGGAAGAAGUGUUUGCUGCGCAUGUUCCUGAAUCGUUCAGGAAGUACGGGCAGUCUUUCACUCAAUUCGCUCUCAACAUUGGGAAUUUCGUCAGCUUAGUUUUUAUCUUAAUCUUCCACGGCUUGUUCAACGACUACUUAAACACGAGUGGAUUGGCGACGUAUUAUGCGUUGUUAGCUUACAUAUGCUUUGUGAAUUUCCUGUUUUACUGCGGUGUUGCAACCUAUUACGUGAAGGAAUCCUAUUAUGAGAAAGACGAAUCACCUAUUGAGCAAGAACUACAGCAAAUCCAGAAUUUGGACAGCCAUGAAGCUCAGCUGACUGAGCAAGAACUAGAGCAAAUCCAGAAUUUGGACAGCCAUAAAGCUACUGAUCAUCUGCUGGCUAAAUAAACUUGAAGGGCUAUAAGGAGAUUGCCUAUUGCAAUCCCAGCAAUUUCUUUUCUGCUUCUGUCACUUGUACUCAUCACAUGAUUAUAAGUUGAUUUCAAAUAUGUUUAAGG